AUCGCAUCAACCGCAUUAAUUCCACAACCCGCCAUCCACUUCCCAACUGACAGCUGUCAUUCAUUGCCACCUAGAUUCAUGGGAAUUCUGUAACAUCUGGGACAGUUGAUCUAUCAUUUGGCAGCUUGUCUUUGCCACCCAAAUCAUCAACCCACGUCGUACGAGUCCACUACGAAGCUGUACGCACUGCUAGUCGACCAAGAGCACUACUAUCUGCUGAUUUAUACACGGUCUAUUACAUACACCUAAGUGACGAGACGAGAACGCCGUGACCAUGUCGUCCGACCUCGAAACCUUCACCAUGCUGCCCUUGCAGAUCGACCCCCAGACCAAGGCGCUGACGACAUCCACGAGCUCUCGCGCGCUGCAAGCCGAGCUCGCCUCGCUCAACUCCCUGCACAGAUCGCUCCUCGCGCUCGAGACGCCGAACCAAGUGCCGCCACCGCCCGUGCCCGUGAACCCGAAGCGGUCCGCCAACGUGAGCAAGCUGCGCGAGAGCGGCAACAACGAAUACCGCAAGGGGAAGCACGCCGAGGCCGUCAAGUUCUACAGCCUAGGCCUGCAGAUGGCCCUGACCCGGCCGCUGUGGGAGCCGCAACAGCUCGUGCGCGAGGAGGUCGCCGCCCUCUACGCCAACCGCGCCCAGGCCCACAUGGCCCUCCAGAGCUGGGCCGAGGGCGCCUCCGACGCCGAGGCCAGCGUCGAGGCCAAGCGUGUCGGCAACUCCAAGGCUUGGUGGAGGCGCGGCAAGUGUCUUGCCGAGAUGGGACGGAUGGCCGAGGCCAAAGAAUGGGUUUGCAAAGGCUUGGAGAUGGAGGGUGACGAGGGUGAGCUGAUGGCCUUGUUGAAGGACAUCAAUGAGAAAUUGGGGGAAAAAGGUAGCUCGUGAUCUCCGAGUUCUACGGUCGUUUUGUUUUUGUUGUACUCUACAUGCUACGAUGAUUACGAAGAGA
Molecule: messenger RNA, 953 nt
Organism: Annulohypoxylon truncatum
Lineage: Eukaryota; Fungi; Ascomycota; Sordariomycetes; Xylariales; Hypoxylaceae
Exons: 1
Coding region: 275-889 (204 amino acids)
Molecular function (GO): protein binding
Source: RefSeq, a predicted model, not a curated record